AUGCUCUCGCUUUCGAGCUCCCCAGGACCCGGGCUCCCCUGGCCCGGCGUUCCGCACGCAGCGCCGGAGCCGGAGCGACCCGACCUGGCGCUGCUCUCGAGGCAGCUUGCGGCCGAAGUGACGGCAGACCGGACGCUGGCAAACCGCCUCGAGCUUGAGGCUGGGCCGCUGGAGACGCAAGUUCAGCAAGCUCAGCAGGACCUUGUGCUGUCGCGGAUGCAGGCCAAAGAAGCCUUCGACGUCCAGCAGCGCAUGACGGACCUCGAGCGCUCCCUGGAAGGGCAAAUCCAUGCAGCCAAAGAGCAGCUGCAGAGACUGACUGAGGAGCGGCGCCAGCUCACUGAGCUCUUCUGUAGCGGCGCGGUUGACAAGGAGCGCGCUGCAAAAUCGCGGCAACUUCUGGAGCAGGUGCUCGACGAAGAAGCGCGAGCUUUGGAGGAGACCCGAGACUCCAAUGUCUUCUUGGAGGAGUCGUGCAGAGGUCUUCUACAGCAGCUGAGCGUCUACGAGGCCGAGCGCGAAACGUUGCUUCGCGAGGUCGAAGAUGAAACGACCGCACAUGAAGGCCAUGAGAAGGCUUAUGGGUCUUCCGUUCGGAACCUUGCUGCGCUGACAGCCCGGGCAGAUCCUCGCAGUCGUCCCGGUGUGUGA
Molecule: messenger RNA, 651 nt
Organism: Symbiodinium sp. CCMP2592
Lineage: Eukaryota; Dinophyceae; Suessiales; Symbiodiniaceae
Source: the annotation of a GenBank genome assembly